Messenger RNA from Kalmanozyma brasiliensis GHG001, 813 nucleotides. RefSeq names its product Exoribonuclease, phosphorolytic domain 1. The transcript has 2 exons. NCBI's taxonomy places the organism in Eukaryota, Fungi, Basidiomycota, Ustilaginomycetes, Ustilaginales. Gene Ontology annotation, biological process: poly(A)-dependent snoRNA 3'-end processing; U4 snRNA 3'-end processing; rRNA catabolic process. The coding region runs from base 1 to 813 and encodes 270 amino acids. The record is from RefSeq and is a predicted model, not a curated record. Gene Ontology annotation, cellular component: nucleolus; nuclear exosome (RNase complex); cytoplasmic exosome (RNase complex).
AUGUCGAGGGUCGAGCUCCUCAACGCAGGGGGCUUCCGCGUCGACGGGCGAAAGCAGUACGAGCUCCGGUCUAUCGCCAUACAACUUGGUGGCUCACAAGACACGGCAGCCGAUGGUUCCGCCCAAAUCACACAAGGGCUCACCAUCGUAUCCGCCACCGUCUUUGGUCCACGCGAAGCGCGCUCCGGUGCCAACCUCAUCCACGACCGUGCAUCCGUCAAUGUCGAGGUCUCUCUCGCGCCGUGGGGGUCGAUGGAGCGACGUCGACGGAAUCGUGGCGACCGCCGUCUGCUCGAGUUCGCCAGCUCGAUCAAGUCGACCUUUGAGCCGGUCAUCCACACGCACUUGUAUCCGCGGUCGCAGAUCGACAUCUUUGUUCAGGUGCAUCAGCAGGAUGGUGGAGUGUUGCCUGCGGCGAUCAACGCAGCGACGCUAGCGCUGUUGGAUGCGGGAAUUGCGAUGCAGGACUUUGUCGCGUCGGUAUCGUGCGGCAUUCACUCGACGUCGGCGAUGUUGGAUCUGUCGAAUACGGAAGAACAGGAUCUACCGCAUGUGACGGUUGCGGUGUUGCCACGAACAAAGCAGGUCACACUGGCAUCGUUGGAGACGAGGUUGCACGUGGAGCGCUUCGAGCAGAUCUUUACGCUGGCCAUCGAGGCCGCGGCGGUGUUGCAUAACGAGAUGGAGCUGGCGGUACGGGAUCGGACGAAGACGCUGGUCCAGGCGAUGACGGGUAAAACGGUCGAGUCGGGGACGGUGGUGGACGAGGUCGAUGGCGAUGGGCGCAAUCACGACGAUAUGAUGCUCGCGUGA